AGAUUGCUCACAUUUGCACAUGUUCUAUAGCUGUACAUAUCCACCUUCCGUUUCACCUCUGUAAGCUUAUUACGACUAUGCCCGUGUACAAACUGUAUUAUUUCAACGCCCGCGCACGUGCUGAGGGGAUCCGAUGGCUUCUCUCCCUAGCUGGCGUGGAAUUCGAGGAUAUACGCAUAGACAGAAAUGACUGGCCAACGAAAAAGCAAGAAAUGCCAUUGGGAUAUGUUCCUGUUUUGGAGGUGGACGGUCAAAAACUGUCGGAAAGUCAGGCCAUUUCUCGAUACCUGGCUAACACGUUUGGAUUCGCUGGAAAGACUGAUUGGGAGAAAGCUUUGGCCGAUCAGUACGUUGAUGUUGUCUAUGACAUUUUGAGUGCCGCAAGAGCCAUCAGUCGGGCUCCCAACGAUGAGGCCAAGGCAGAAAUCAAGAGAAUCCUUAUUGAGGUCGACGGUCCUCGUAUUUUGGGCCAUUUUGAGAGAUGUUUGGAAUCCAACAAAUCUGGAUAUCUGGUCGGCGACAGCUUAACGUGGGCGGACGUAGUUGUGGCCUCGUACCUUGACAGCUUCAUCGACAGGAUCAGCCCAGAGUUCGGUGAAUUGUUGGAGAAAUUCCCUAAGAUCCGGGCCCAUUUGGACAAAGUUCGCGCUAUUCCACAGAUUGCUGCUUUCAUUGCUAAACGUCCUAAAACAGUAUUAUAAUCCAAAUGCUCAUCAAUGUACACAAUUUAACCACGAGGAAAAAAUAAAAAUAACUUUAAAAACAAGUGCGGUUAUAAAUUCA
This is a messenger RNA of Liolophura sinensis, 783 nucleotides long. Its product is annotated as glutathione S-transferase-like. Lineage: Eukaryota; Metazoa; Mollusca; Polyplacophora; Chitonida; Chitonidae. The record is from RefSeq and is a predicted model, not a curated record. Gene Ontology annotation, molecular function: glutathione transferase activity. Gene Ontology annotation, biological process: glutathione metabolic process. The coding region runs from base 78 to 701 and encodes 207 amino acids. The transcript is spliced from 6 exons.